Branchiostoma floridae (Florida lancelet) is the source of this 1853-nucleotide messenger RNA. RefSeq names its product fibrillin-1-like. NCBI's taxonomy places the organism in Eukaryota, Metazoa, Chordata, Leptocardii, Amphioxiformes, Branchiostomatidae. The coding region runs from base 1 to 1554 and encodes 517 amino acids. The record is from RefSeq and is a predicted model, not a curated record. The transcript has 7 exons. Gene Ontology annotation, molecular function: calcium ion binding.
AUGGAUGAAGAGCAGAUCAGUGACGUUACAGGUCUGUCCUGUUCGGUUAACCUGUGCCAGAAUGGUGCUACUUGUGUGGGAGGGACAAGAGGAUAUACCUGCACAUGCGCAGAGGGAUGGACGGGACGGCACUGUGACAAACAACUGUUUUGCACGGACGGACCCUGUCUUAACGGCGGUGUGUGUUUCGAAGGAAGCGGCAGUUUCUACUGCUUCUGUGGUAAGGGCUGGAAAGGAGACCACUGUGAAGUCGAUAUCGACGAGUGUGACGCUGGUAUCUGCUCGGAGGGAUACGGAUGCGUGAACAGUCCCGGAAGCUACACCUGCACCUGCGCGGAAGGAUAUUCUGGCCAAUAUUGUGACGAUAUCAAUGAGUGUGAAGAAGAGCCCCACCCUUGCGGAGAGAACACGGAAUGUGAAAACACUGACGGCAGCUACACGUGCAAUUGUGUUGAAGGGUUUAAAGCGGACUUGGGAGGGUACAACUGUACUGAUAUAGACGAAUGUGACCCUGACUUUGCGAGUUCCAGUCUCUGCUCGCCGCAUGCCAGCUGUACAAACACCCCGGGAAGCUACGUGUGUACGUGUAGAGAGGGAUACUAUGGGAACGGCACGCUCUGUCAAGCGUGGCCAAAUACUACCAUUGACAUCGGAACGACUGUACCAGCUCCCACUCUCAGUCCCCCAGACGGGGGAUGGUCCGUUGGAAGCAGCAUUGUUGCUCUGUCUUGGUCACCGGGUGACGCUCCUUCCCUAGACCUCGGCUGUCAACGCCCAGGCGUUUCCGGACCCUGCAUUUCCUCAGACUACCAGGUCAUAACGGACAAAGCUAAACAUUCCGGGAACCAAUCCUGGAACUACAUGAGAGGACGCGGAAAUGGACAGCCAGGAGCCGGUACACCCUUCUCUCCGGAACUCAACGUGAAAGUCGGGCGUUCCGACGGCAACUACACCGGACAGGCAGAUUCCUUCUACGCGUCCUUCUGGUUCAAAACGGCGAAAGAAUACACCGAUAGCGACAAGUGGGGAGACGGAUCACGCAUCCUGGUAGCUGCUGGGGAUCCAGAAGGGACGUACCCGUCAUCCAACUACCUGGAAGUACGGUUAGAACAGAAGUAUCGCGCCAAAGUGUCCGUGCGAACGAGGGAGAGCUGGCCAAGUUAUGAGGAAUGCGCUCAAUCAAAGAACUGUGGCGAGGACUUUGGCUACCAGGCACAAGAUAACUACCAGGUUGUCGCUGAAGACCUGGAGCCGACGGAGUGGCACAAGGUUGAGAUGACGCUCCGCACCAAGCCGGAAGAUUACGCCGACGAGUGGCGGUACGUCGUGGACGACACGUACAGAGCCGAGGGUGGAGCAUACUACAAAACCAAGGAAUACGACGAGGGGAGGUAUCUGUACGUGAAUCGGCUGAAUUUCGCGGCCUUGCAUCCACCUAAUGCCGACAAGAAAGGGUUCUACUUCGACGAUGUGUACUACAAGGCAUUCGACUCUUCGAAUCCGAAUGUUAUAAUAGAUGAAUACCGCACGUCAUUUGAAGCUACGGGCAACUAGUUAGAUAGGAAAAAGUAUGUAAGGACGGGAAUCAAAUCUAGGUGCAACGUUAUGCUGAAGUCACAUUUCCAAAUCGGUAGUUUACGGGCUUUAUUUUAAACCUUUCCGUAAACUUACCAAUGGGACACCGGUUUCACAAUAAGACCAUACAUGUAGCAUGACUGGUGUCUUCCUGACAUUAGAACCUUUCCGGGACUUAGAUCGGCUGUAUCCCUACUAAUUUCAGUACAUGUAGUAUUUAUUUUGUUAUCAUUAUUAUUGUUUCAUUAGUUUCAUUGCCAUUAUGAUUUAUUCAUGAA